UACAGUUCAUUGUAAUUUCCUUUCAAUUCUGGAGUCUCUACGGUUUCGCGUUAGUGAUAUCUUUCUCACGCAUACAAUAUCUAUUUCGUAAGGUUUAUGGGUCAAGUGUUCCGUUAUCUACAUUAGAAUACACUUUAUUUGUUAAUUACGUUAAUGAAUAACAUUUUGAAUUACAUGACAAAGAAUGGUUUCCGACUGUUGAAACGAAGCAUGACUGGAUUAUCUCAAAAUGCGGCCUCGGUAGAAGACUACAAUCUACAAAAAGUAUUACUCGUUUCAAAAACAACUCGUUUUGAGGCCGAACAAAAUUACUACUCGAAUUCAGACGAUGCGCAUAUGCGAGAAUUGCUGUUGGAACGAGGCAGUGCGUAUUUAUUGCGAUCCCACGAACAACACAAGAAAUUCGAGAAAGAGCUGAUCAAAUAUUUGGAGAAAUCCAACGUUGAAGUGAAAAUUGUAGACAGGUAUGAACGUCCAAAAGAGUUAAUAGACUGGGCUGACACAAUUAUGAGCGUUGGUGGAGAUGGCACUUUUCUUAUGGCAGCCAAUAAGGUAGCUGAUCAGUCGAAGCCGGUGUUCGGUUUUAAUUCAUUCCCGGAGAGAUCAACCGGAUAUCUGUGUCUUCCAAAAGCUUGUUCGGAUGAAAUUUCUAAAACCAUCAAUGAAAUUAAACAGCGUAGAUUCACUUGGGCUUAUAGAUCACGAAUAAAGAUUCAAAUUCAAGGCAAAAAUAUCAAUACUAAGCCAUUCGGUUUACACGAUAAAUGGUCCAAUAGAAGAACUCACAUUGACCAAAAUAAUUCACCAGAUAAGACAAAUAAGACAGAUGAUACAUUCGAUGUACCAUAUUUAGCCCUAAAUGAGGUUUUCAUUGCUGAAAAUUCGCCUGCUACAGUAUCAUAUUUAGACGUUUCUGUCGACGACGGCGAAUACAUAACUACGAAAAGUUCCGGUAUGUGUAUUUGCACCGGUUCGGGUUCAUCGUCGUGGAAUUACACGAUGAAUCGAAUUUCCGAAGACGUUGUUCGAAAACUGUUUUCAAUCAGCGGUCAUAACAACGAUAAUAUCGACGAAAUAGUUGAAAAGUACAACUCUUCGUUACGUUUCAAUUCCGAUGACGAUAGAAUAGAUUACACUAUUCGAGAUAUGAUACCGAUGCCGUGCUGGCCUAAAAUGCCCAAUUUACCGCCGAAAGCCUUCGCUAAAAAGAUCGCUAUUCGGUCACAAUGUCGUGAAGGAAGUAUUGUUAUCGAUGGCGGAUACAGUUAUGCGUUCAACGCUGGCGCUACCGUUAUUCUGCAAACCGAUCCGACGAGAAAGUUGAAAACGAUUAGAUUAAAUGAUCCGGUCUUAUGCCCAGAUGAUUGUUGAGUUAUAGUUUAGAUUUUUUAUUGUAAUUCAUGAUACGAUAUAUAUAUUUUACAUUAUUUUUAAUUUUGAAAAUUUAUUAUAAAAAUGAUCUACCAGUAUAAAUAGAAACACGUACACGAAAGUAUUUAAAUAUUGUUUCCUGUAUUUGAGUAUUUUGUUUUUUUUAAAUUGUUUUUUUGAGCUUCCAAAUUUUUGAGGAAUUACAGUUUUGUUAACAUUAUGAUUUAUGAA
This is a messenger RNA of Planococcus citri (citrus mealybug), 1602 nucleotides long. It is a transcript of the gene Nadk2, whose product is annotated as NAD kinase 2, mitochondrial. Gene Ontology annotation, biological process: NAD+ metabolic process; NADP+ biosynthetic process. The transcript has 8 exons. The record is from RefSeq and is a predicted model, not a curated record. NCBI's taxonomy places the organism in Eukaryota, Metazoa, Arthropoda, Insecta, Hemiptera, Pseudococcidae. Gene Ontology annotation, cellular component: mitochondrion. The coding region runs from base 154 to 1371 and encodes 405 amino acids. Gene Ontology annotation, molecular function: NAD+ kinase activity.